AGGCGAGGCGCGGCCAGGCCAUGUCGUCCGAUUUCGAGAGCUACGAGCAGGACUUCGCCGUGCUGACGGCCGACAUCACGGGCAGGAUCGGCCGGGUGCCCAAGCUGCUCGGAGAUGAAAAGAAGCAGAUGGUUGCAAAUAUUGAGAAGCAGCUUGAAGAAGCAAGGGAACUGCUCGAGCAGAUGGAGCUUGAAGUCCGAGAGAUCCCACCUCAAAGUCGGGGAAUGUACAGCAGUCGAAUGAGAAGCUACAAACAAGAAAUGGGAAAACUUGAAGCUGAUUUCCCAGAAGAGGGAAAUUGGUGCUCAUGUUUCCAGGCAUUUGGGAAUGGGAGAGUUCAGAACUGGAUGCUCUUUAUGGAAGAAGAGAAAUGAGCAUAUGUGGAAGAAGUGUGUCAGAACACGAGGAGUUCACAUAAUUGUAAUAUGUAUAUGUUUUGUAUAUCCUUCAAUCGUAUGUAUAUGACUGAAGAACAUAAGGAUUUGCUAAGAGUGAGGGAGCCAAAAAAAGAGUGGAAAAAAUUUGUAUAGAAAACAAAAUGUUGUUUCAACUAAAUUCCCUUUAUUAUCCCAGUUCCUAGGCACUAACAUUUUUGCUAAUUUUGUAUCUGAGUGUUAGAGAAUCUUUCUGGCUUAUUCUCCAGACAAAUAACAAGUUAUUGGAAACUAUAUAACAAAGUGAUUCAGUUGUGAGUUCAAAGGAGGAGAGGAGGAAGGAAAGGAAAUGUUAUUUUGACUCUUUAAAAGUGCUGUCUGGAGGGCCACUGAAGGCGGGAAGUUGAAAAUAUUUGCUGAAAUGAAAGUGCUUUUGUGUGUUCUGUCUGAAUGUUGACUUGAAUGAGUUGUGACCUGUUUGAUUGUAAGCAAAGCAUGUAGAGUUUCUUUAAGAGCUUUAGCAGGCCUUUAGAGAAAGCAGAUCUUAGAAUUUUAAAAUGAAUUCACUUUUACAGAUGAAGGGAAAUCUUUAGUUUAGAAUGAUACUGGCAGUUUCAGGUUAGGAUCAGCUUACAGGUUUGCUGCUGGAAGUUCUCAUGUCUUCCAAAAGGCAUGCAGAUGUGAGUUUGCAAAGUUACGUGUUGUUCUUUAUAAAUGGAUUGGAAUCUCAGCUGGAUCCCGUUGUACUUGACUUGGCCUUUUGUCCUGUGUGAAAGAACAUGUCUGCUGAGGAGAGGACAUCUCUCUGCCAUCUUGAAGUGUAUAUUUCAUUUAAAUAAAUAGUGUUUGUGAAAUGAAUUGCAAAAAUUAUAUCGCUUAGUAUGCAGUCUUUUUAAGUGACUUCUAUAUUUGAAAUGUGAAGUGAAUGCAGAACUGGGACUGGUAUAUUUCAUUUAUAUUCAUCUUAAUGAAUAUGAGCCUUGAUCUUGCAAAUUUGACCUCACCCAAGCAGGUAUGAAGAACAGCAGCACAGCAACAUAUUUAAAAGUUAGAAGUAAAUAUGAGGAAUGUAGACUGUUCACUCCUUACUUGGAAGAUACUCAACAUUCGUGUUUCUGAUAUGUAAUAUCUAAUGGGGGAGUUUUUUUGAUCUUGGGCAGUAUGUGAAAAAAAAAUGACAAAAAAUUGGACUGUCACUUGCUUAUUACUUCAGUUUAUACUAUGGAAUCUUGAUGAACAUAUCAUGGUUUGUUGUGGU
This is a messenger RNA of Meleagris gallopavo (turkey), 1632 nucleotides long. NCBI's taxonomy places the organism in Eukaryota, Metazoa, Chordata, Aves, Galliformes, Phasianidae. The record is from RefSeq and is a predicted model, not a curated record.